GGUACUGGUAUCGCUGCCGCGAAGAAAGGAACGAGGAACAGUGCAGUCUCGAGCCUCGCGUCGAUCGCAACGCGUUUCUUUAUUUCACGACUGUUUUCAUGCUCGACUGCUACUUUUUUUAAAUGUGUGGUGUAGUGAUGAUACCGAAACGCGUUAAAAAUGUCCAUGAGAAAGAUAUAUCGGAGGUCCUCUGUAUAGAUUAAUUCAGUUUUGAAAAAGAGAAAAAAAGAGACCAAACACUUGGACCGAAAAUCAAUGGUAAACAACAAUGAGGCUAUAAAGAAAUUUGGUCACAAUACAAAAGUCAUAUUCGAAGAAGAAACUUACAAAGUAUCGUGAAAAACAACCUUGGUAUCAAGUUUUCUAUCUGAAUACUUUUCAUGUCGAAAAAGCAAAGAUAUUAUUUGCAAGGAUGAUCGAAUUCAUUCGAAAAAUAAAUGAUUAAGAUUUAUUCGGAAAGAAUCGUCCGAGAUUUGGGGAUGUCGACGUGCGCCAUGUGGACCUUAUGGCUGUCGAGAACGCGUUUCCGAUUCUAUUCGACAAGUCUAGUGUGCUACCGGAAAUGUUGAUGAUGAACGGGCCGGAUCCACGAGCCAUGGACUGGCGGGGGGUCGCAUUCGCGUUUCUAUUGGUGACAAUAGCAAGGCAUAGCACCACACAUGCAGCCCAAAUACCCCAGCAAUCGUCUACGUCAACCGUUGCGAUAGCGAGUACGGUGCAGAUCGAGUGUGCAAGCGAGUCGAUAGUCGUCCAUAUUUCGACCGAGCGUAACACGGAGUUUCAUGGUCUGGUCUAUCCACGGGGUUUAUCGAAGAACAGUUCUUGUUUACAAGAAUACAGAAGUCAACCAGCCCCUAUAACUUACAACCUGCCCCUCAGGUCGUGUAACACCAUGCCUACCGAGCUGGACGACGGUGGUAUCGAAUACUUCAAUACCAUAGUGGUGCAACCACACCUGAAGCUGGUGACCAAUCAGGGAAGGGGUUUUCACGUGCGAUGUCGAUACCAGACUCGAGACAAAGUGGUAACGAACGAUCAGACCCACGUCGCCAUGUUGCAGUCUCUACCGUUGCAGGCAACAGCACCCAUGCCAGGAUGCACGAUGAAGAUCUUUAGCGGAGAUCCAACGAGGCAUCAAGUGGCGGAAAAUGUGAAGAUCGGAGACCCUUUGACCUUGGUCAUCAGCAUCGACAGACAAGAAAUGUUCGGUUUGAAGAUCUCGGAUUGUCUGGUGCGAGAUGGUCUAGGAUGGGGAGAGCAAAGGCUUAUCAAUGACGAGGGUUGUCCGGUCGACGGAGAGAUUAUGGGACAAUUCACGUACAACGAAGACAAAACGGAAGCAAAGGUGAACUUUCAGGCACACAAAUUCCCUUAUACAGCGAGUGUGUAUUAUCAGUGCAACGUUAGACUGUGUAUAAAACACGGAGGAGGAUGCACCAACACGCCACCAGCUUGUAAUUCGGUAAGCAGACGACGUAGGGACACUACGAACAACAAUGUGGCAAAAGGUGUAGAGGGUCUAGAUGGAGGAACACCAGCAACAAUCGAAGUUUAUAGCGGGCUUUACGUGAACGAAGCUUCUGAUAUAGGUGCAAAGUCAGAGUUCACCGACGAUGUCUUCAAAGAAAGGACUAUUGACGAUCCAAACAGCAUCUGUAUAUCUCAAAGAAGCUUCGCCAUUGGCAUCGCAAUCGCGGGUUUGAUCCUCAUGUUAGCGGUGGUCGCGGCAAUUUUGGUUUUACUUGCUAAAAGACGGCACAAAACCGUGUCGACGACAGGUUCGUCCAUCUACAGUGGACCCUACACCAAUACCGCCUACAGUCACAGCAGUUAAUAAGUUCGCUUAUAUAUUAUCACUGCAACGAGAAAUUUCAACGACAAACUGUCGCCACGUGAUAACGAAAAGUAAAAAAAAAAAAAAAACGUAUCGGUUCUACGUCAGCCUCGUUACAUAGAGGCAUAGAUAAUUUAGGUAAAAUACAAACGAGGAGAUACUACUACCCUUUUGCUCAACUGCCGAUGCUACGUAUCGUCUUUUCGAGGAAAUAGCUCAGAACCCCUGGGUCCUGACACGUGAUCGAACACGAUUCGCUUCAAAAAAUAUUGACACACUCUGAUUACUUGCGGAAUCAUUUGAUUUCGAGGAAGAAUCAUAUUUUUUAUAAUACAUGAAUCUUUAAAUAUAAGUGUGCCAAUAUUUUUUUUUAUUUAACAUCUACCAUCUACUCUGCUCUUUUCUUUCAAACAUCUUGUAUAUCGUUGAGAUAUAUUUCUCAUAUCUUGCCAAUCAUCUGGUAAAUCAUCUGUGUUUCUAUUUCUACGUAUACAAAUUUCUAACACUGCCCUAUCGUGAAAUUGUUCACUUUAACACGUGUCAUGACCUAUUAUCCAAGUUUAGAGAUAUCCUAGCGUCUAAAACUCGACAAUUUUAAAAACGAAUCGACACGAAAUCCCUUAGGAUUAACUUUAAUAUAUACAUUUAUGUUAUCGUAUGGUUAUUAUUAUUAUUAUUAUUAUUAUUAUUAUUAUUAUUAUUCUAUACAUACUGUAUACUAGUCCGGUAUACGCUGUCCUAGCUAACCUAGCAGCCGCACUAAAAAAAAAAAAAA
Molecule: messenger RNA, 2609 nt
Organism: Osmia lignaria (orchard mason bee)
Lineage: Eukaryota; Metazoa; Arthropoda; Insecta; Hymenoptera; Megachilidae
Gene: pio
Product: zona pellucida domain-containing protein piopio
Source: RefSeq, a predicted model, not a curated record